Messenger RNA from Striga hermonthica, 1857 nucleotides. NCBI's taxonomy places the organism in Eukaryota, Viridiplantae, Streptophyta, Magnoliopsida, Lamiales, Orobanchaceae. The record is from the annotation of a GenBank genome assembly.
AUGGGGAAUACAUGCGUAGGCCCUAACAAAUUAGGGAACAAUGGUUUCUUUCAAUCCGUGACGGCUGCUGUCUGGAGACCCCGUCAUCCGGAGACCCUCCCGGCCCCAAAUCAAGACAAGGAAGCCAGUAACAGCCACCACAAGGACAAGGACAAGGACAAGGACAAGGAGAAGCAUAAGAACAAGAGCGACAACAACAACGAGAACUCCGUGAAUUCGGGCGGCAAAGGCUCAGAUUCGACACACUCAGACGUGCAGAGCACCCCUCCGACUCCGAUCAAGAUUCCGGGAGCAGUAGAUCCCCAGAAGGCCGGGAAUGUAGAGUCAAGAACUGAGAAUCACACGGGUAAGCCGGCAGAAGGGGUGAAGCAAAACAAGCCCACCCAUAUCAAGAGAGCCUCGAGCGUGGGCCUGCAGGUCGAGUCAGUCUUGCAGCGGAAAACCGAGAUUCUGAAGGAGAAGUACAGUCUUGGGAGGAAAUUGGGGCAGGGGCAGUUUGGGACAACUUUCUUUUGUGUUGAGAAGGGGAGUAACAAGGAGUUUGCCUGCAAAUCUAUUGCUAAGCGGAAGCUCACGACAGAGGAGGACGUGGAGGAUGUGAGGAGAGAGAUUCAGAUAAUGCACCAUCUGGCAGGCCACCCAAACGUCAUAUCGAUCGUGGGGGCUUACGAGGAUGCCGUUGCCGUUCAUGUGGUUAUGGAGCUGUGUUCGGGAGGGGAGCUUUUCGAUAGGAUCAUUCAGAGGGGGCACUACACAGAGAGAAAGGCUGCUGAGCUGGCGAGGUUGAUAGUUGGCGUGGUGGAGGCCUGCCAUUCGCUUGGGGUUAUGCAUAGGGAUUUGAAGCCAGAGAAUUUCCUGUUUGUGAAUGAGGAAGAGGAGUCGCCGCUCAAGACCAUCGACUUUGGUCUCUCGGUCUUUUUCAGGCCUGGUGAAAUAUUUCAUGAUGUGGUUGGGAGCCCAUAUUACGUGGCCCCGGAAGUACUAAGAAAGAGUUAUGGCCCAGAAUGUGAUGUUUGGAGUGCUGGAGUUAUUAUCUAUAUUUUGUUAUGUGGAGUUCCGCCAUUUUGGGACGAAACGGAGCAGGGGAUUUUCGAGCAGGUUUUGAAAGGGGAGCUGGACUUUGUAUCUGAACCUUGGCCCAGCAUAUCUGAUAGUGCAAAAGACCUUGUCAGACGAAUGCUUGUGCGAGACCCGAAAAAGCGGCCCACAGCUCAUCAAGUUCUUUGCCAUCCAUGGGUACAAGUCGACGGUGCAGCUCCAGAUAAGCCUCUCGAUUCGGCUGUUCUGACUCGUCUGAAGCAGUUUUCUGCUAUGAACAAACUCAAGAAGAUCGCAAUCAGAGUUAUCGCCGAGAGUCUUUCGGAGGAGGAAAUUGCCGGACUGAAAGAAAUGUUCAAAAUGAUAGAUGUGGACAACAGUGGGCAGAUCACCCUGGAAGAGCUGAAGACUGGUUUAGAGAGGGUCGGUGCGAAUCUCAAAGAUUCAGAAAUAGUGGGCUUGAUGCAAGCUGCUGAUGUUGAUAACAGUGGAACCAUAGACUACGGGGAGUUUGUUGCAGCCAUGUUGCACCUAAAUAAAGUCCAUAGAGAAGACCAUAUGUUUGCAGCAUUUUCGUACUUCGACAAAGACGGUAGCGGGUACAUCACAAAGGAUGAACUUCAACAAGCUUGUGAGGAAUUUGGCCUAGGAGAAGCCCACAUAGACGAAAUCAUACGUGAAGUUGAUAAGGAUAAUGAUGGCUUGAUCGAUUAUAGUGAAUUUGUGGCUAUGAUGCAAGACACCGGUUUUGGUAACAAGGGAUUGCAGAACAGUAUAAGCAUGGGGCUAAAGGGUGCUCUUAGGAAUGGUAAUCCUUGA